Messenger RNA from Microthlaspi erraticum, 1257 nucleotides. The record is from the annotation of a GenBank genome assembly. Lineage: Eukaryota; Viridiplantae; Streptophyta; Magnoliopsida; Brassicales; Brassicaceae.
AUGAUAGGCUUGCCUGAAGAAACAGUUUAUGCAGCUGAAGCAAGCAAUAAGCAUGGACAACUAAGCCAUCACAGGCCAGGAACAAAGAUCUCAUCAUCAAACACACCAUGGUUUCGCCACAUAGCAAACUUCCUUGCAGCUGAAUACCCACCACCAAACUUCUUUGGCUACAGAAAGAAGAAAUUCCUGCGUGAUGUGAGAAGUUCUAGCUAUGCAGGCCACUUUGCCACUUACAAGACAGUAUCCAAGGUCCUACAAGCUGGAUUUUGGUGGCCAACUAUGUUUAAGGAUGCUCAUGCAUUCAUAUCAAGAUGUGAUGCUUGCCAAAGAAUGGGAAAUAUAAGCAAGAGGAAUGAGAUGCCACAGAACUUUAUACUAGAAGUUGAAGUUUUUGAUGUUUGGGGCAUUGACUUUAUGGGACCCUUCCCAACCUCUUUUGGUGACCAAUACAUUCUAGUGGCAGUUGAUUAUGUCUCCAAAUGGGUGGAAGCCAUCGCCAGCCCUACUAAUGACGCACAAGUGGUCAUCAAGAUGUUUAAAUCCAUCAUUUUCCAAGUUGCCUCUCCUUACCACCCUCAAACUAGUGGACAAGUUGAGAUCUCAAACAGAGAACUCAAGAGCAUACUUCAGAAGACAACAGGCAAGACAAGGAAGGAUUGGAGUGCCAAACUAGAUGAUGCUCUAUGGGCAUACCGCACUGCCUUCAAAACACCACUUGGUACCACCCCCUUUCAUCUUGUUUAUGGUAAAGCAUGUCAUUUACCUGUGGAGCUUGAGUACAAAGCAGCUUGGGCUAUUAAGGAGUUGAACUUCAACCUAAAGACAGCAGGAGAAAGAAGAUUGAUUCAGCUAAAUGAGCUUGAUGAGAUUAGGCAUCUAGCUUAUGAGAAUUCAAAGAUCUAUAAGGAGAGAACCAAAGCUUUCCAUGACCGCAAGAUCAUCCCAAAGAACUUUGCGCCAAACGACCAAGUUCUACUAUUCAACUCAAGGUUGAAACUCUUUCCAGGAAAGCUUCGCUCAAGAUGGUCAGGACCAUUCAGGAUUAAAGAAGUUCGCCCCUAUGGAGCAGUGGUACUAUGGGACCCAAUGGGAGGAGACUUUACAGUCAAUGGACAAAGGUUAAAACCCUACCUAGCUUCCACCACAAUACCACAGGAGACCACACUCGCGCUUGGCGACCACCAGAUCCUUAAGGAAGUGCCAUACAGUCAAGCUAAUGACUUUAAACAAAGCGCUGAAUGGGAGGCAACCCAUUGA